Sphaeroforma arctica JP610 is the source of this 2201-nucleotide messenger RNA. RefSeq lists its product as hypothetical. The record is from RefSeq and is a predicted model, not a curated record. The transcript is spliced from 12 exons. Gene Ontology annotation, molecular function: ATP binding; ATP hydrolysis activity; ABC-type transporter activity. Gene Ontology annotation, cellular component: membrane. Lineage: Eukaryota; Ichthyosporea; Ichthyophonida. Bases 49 to 1875 code for a protein of 608 amino acids.
UUCAACGCAUUGCACUACUCAGUGCCCAUUGAGGUGAAGAAGUUCACGAUGUGGGAGAAGAUCCGUGGGCUGUCCAUGUCAGGAUUCCCAAAGUCUGAGAUGGAGGACAAGUUUCUGCUCACCAAUGUCACAGGAACCAUCAAGCCCAAUACUAUGACUGCCCUGAUGGGACCCUCGGGUGCGGGUAAAAGCACUCUGCUGGAUGUCCUGGCAAUGCGUAAGAACACGGGCACUAUUGAAGGCGAGUUACUAGUGAAUGGCUCCGAACCAGGUGCAGCGUAUAAGCGUUUGGUGGGCUAUGUUGAACAGAGAGACAUCCUGCUGCCGUUUUUAACGCCAAAGGAGAUUCUGUUUUAUACCGCCCGCAUUCGCCUGCCUAGAAGUGUCGGGACGGCGUAUAUCAACGAACGCGUAGCGAAGGUCAUCAAUGAGUUGGGCCUAGAUGUGUGCCAAGACACCAUGAUAGGUAAUGCGCAGAUCCGUGGUAUCUCCGGUGGACAGGCCAAACGAGUCAACAUCGGCAUCGAACUAAUCACAGACCCGCGUGUGCUGUUCCUGGAUGAGCCUACCACCGGCUUAGACUCAGCCACGGCACUGGAGGUGAUGAUGGUCAUGCGAGACAUCACCAACAGAGGCCGUACGACCAUAGCAACCAUUCACCAGCCGUCCACGGACGUUUUCAAUCUGUUUGAUAAGCUGUGUCUGCUGGUGGCUGGCAAUGUGGUCUAUCUGGGACCGGCAGAUAGCGCUGUGUCGUACUUCGAGGACAUCGGAUUCGUGUACGACGAUGCGAUGAAUCCUGCGGACUACCUAAUCGCCGUCACGGGAAGUGGCACGGGCAAUGGAGAGAAGAUGGUGGAAGGACCAGACCUCACCCUGAAGCACUUUGUGGAGAAGUACCAGGGAUCGCAAGUGUCUAAGAACCGCAUGGAGUCCACGCUCAACCAUAAGCAGAGUCAGCUGCAACGCUUAGAGCUGAGGAGGAAAUCCUUGGUUAACACUGAGCCUGUGCGUUUCAUCAACCCGUCGACGUGGAACACAUGGCAGUGUCUCCUGCGAACCGUAGCCGGCCGCAAGAGAGAUAAGGGGUACUGGUUGAGUCGGUUUGCGCGAGUGAUCUUCAUGACCUUCCUGCUGUGCACUACCUUCCCGCAGCAGGACAAGAGUUGCUCUGCCUCUUAUAACAUUGUUUCAGUUCUUAAUUUCGGCGUUAUGGUCUUUGGCUUCGGCGCGAUGAGUUUCCUGCCGGGACUGAUGCAGACCAGAAACUUCUUCUACCGUGAGCGUCAGGCGCAAGCGUAUCAAGUGUCGUCCUUCUACGCCAGCGAGUUCCUAUCCGAACUCCCCGUCACGAUUGCUCAGGCCACCUUGUGGACUGCUCUCAAUUACCCCAUCAUCGGCUUGCGCGCGAGUGUGUCCGCAGGUCUGCUGUACUUUGUCAUUCUGGUUAUCUCGUCUGAAGUCGGGUUUGCCAUUGCCCAGUGCUUCACGUAUCUGGCGAAAGACAUGGAACAGGCCGCCGAGAUGAUGUUGCCCGUGGUGCUGUUGAAUUUCCUAUUCGCAGGGUUCUAUAUCCAACGUCCACUCAUCCCAGACUACUUCAUCUGGUGUUACUACAUAUCGUUCCUGGGCUAUGCCUUUAGUGCGUUUGGUAUCAAUCAGUGGCCGUCGGGCGAGUGUGACGGCUGGCAGUAUUGUCAGGGUGGCACCUCCAUCACCGUCUGCAACGACGUCAUUCAAUCACAAUGGGGUAUUGGUGUGGCUGGGUACUCGGAUCAGCUGUGGAUCUCCAUGGUGGGACUGUGUGGGCUGUGGGUGGUGUGGCGUAUUCUGGCUUACUUGGCCCUGCGCUUCUGCCGACACGACAAGCGCUAGAGCGUCUCUCUCUCUCUCUGCGAGACGGAGGCAGACCUCGCUCCUAGUGUCGACUGCCGCAGUUAGCUUAGCAACACUCUAGUAUUAAUCUAUUCACACCAUAGCCACUACACCUGUUCUACCUACACCAUCCCCUCCCGGAGAAGAUAAUGUGCGUGCAACCUUAGGGUUUAUGGUGUGGCCUAAAACCCUAAGUGGUUAUCAGGGCAUGUGGGAGCAGAAGGAUGGUGUGUGGGGAGCUAUGCUUAGGAGUUAUGAGGGCCAACACGGCAUUGUCUCGGGCGCCCAGUUAACAAGUUAGCAAUUAAAUACGUUUGUGAACCUUG